AUGGAAAAUAAACAUCAUCGUGGAAGCAGUGUGGUCCACUUUCAGCGUUGGAUCCGUCUCAUGUUUCGGCUCAUGCCAAUGAACGGCCAUGAUAAGACACAUACAUUUUGGUGAGCCCACGUAGCUUUUCCACGUAUAAACAUACCAAGUUCGGUGAUGUGUUCAACACUCCGCAAAUCCUACAUGAACCGACGACCCCAACGAACUCCAGUUAUUCUCGUGUUCAUAUACAGCUUAUCCUCGUCUCCAUAGACCUAAAGAAGAAGAUGGCAUUGCCGAAAAUCGGGUCAUUUCGAUACAAUUUUGACAUGAAGAACAAAGAAAGGAGGGCGAGUUUCAGAUUAUACGAGGAAAACGAAAACAGAGAGAAGAUCCCCUUUUGCAGAAGACUGAGAGACGGAAUCAUUCAUCCGUGGAAAGGCCUGCAAAAGUUCGUAACUAAAGUAUGGGAAUUCGGCCGUUCAGAUCCUCGGAAUGUCAUCUUCUCGGCUAAGCAGGGCUUGGCUCUCAUGAUCAUAUCUCUGCUUGUAUUCUUCAAGGGAAAUCUCAGCCGGUAUGCGGAGUGGGCUGUCUUUACAGUCGUAGUUGUCUUCGAGUUCAGCGUUGGAGCAACGUUUAGCAAAGGAAUCAACAGGGGUAUGGGGACUUUAUCAGCCGGAGGACUUGCGCUUAGCAUUGCAGAAUUAUCGAAACUGGCCGGGAAGUACGAGGAAAUCAUAAUCAUCUUCACCAUCUUCUUUACAGGUUUUUGGACGACCUUUGUGAAAUUGUAUCCAACAAUGCAACAGUACGAAUAUGGAUUUCGGAUUUUCUUGCUGACGUACUGUUUGGUAAUGGUAUCUGGGAAUCAGAACAGGCAAUACAUCCACACGGCGGUCAAUCGAUUCUUUCUAAUAGUUGUUGGUGCCGUUGUUUCAGUAGCGGUAAAUGUAUUAAUCUACCCCAUCUGGUCUGGUGAGGAUCUGCACAACUCAGUGGUGAAGAAUUUCACCAAUGUCGCCAACUCGCUCGAAGGAUCUGUAAAUGGCUAUCUUCGUUGCGUCAAAUAUGAGCGGAUCCCAUCAAUGAUUCUUAUAUACCAAGCAUACGAUGAUCCUCUAUACAGUGGCUACAGGUCGGCUGUCCAAUCUAAGAGCAAAGAAGACUCUCUGAUGGGUUUCGCUGUUUGGGAGCCUCCCCAUGGACCUUACAGGAUGCUAAGAUAUCCAUGGCAGAAGUACCUUGAAUUGAGCGGCGCUCUACGGUAUUGUGCAUUUGUGGUCAUGACAAUGCAUGGAUGCAUGCUUUCAGAGAUACAGGCACCAGCAGAGCGAAGGCAGGUUUUUAGCAGUGAAAUGCAGAGAGUAGGCAUUGCAGGUGCUAAAGUCUUGCGCGAGAUUGGCAACAAAGUCAAGAAGAUGGAGAAACUGGGUUCAGGAGACAUCUUGUUUGAAGUGCACCAGGCAGCAGAGGAGUUGCAAAAGAAGAUAGACAAACGGUCGUACCUUCUUGUCAAUUCAGAGGCCUGGGAGAUUGGGAAUCGGCCUGUGAAUGUGGAAGAUGCUACAGAUGCUCUCGACGUGAUGGAAAGCAAUAACCAAUUUCUUGGGACUAAGUCCCUUAGUGAAGCCGUGCUCGAUCUCAGACCAGUCUCACUAUCAACGAGAUGGGACAAUCGUCAACCCAUCAUGGUACUCAAUUCCUCCAUUCCACCAGGUGGGUCCCCUGAGACACUCUCUCGAGCACAGGUACCUUGGUCUGCAUGGCACUCUUUCAACCAUGGUGCAAUCCCAGAAGAACUCAGCUCAAGAACGUACGAAAGUGCCAGUGCUUUGUCUCUGGCAACUUUUGCUUCCCUUCUGAUUGAAUUUGUAGCAAGGCUUCAAAAUGUCGUCACAACUUUCGAAGAGCUAAGCGAGAAAGCCAAUUUUCAGGAGCCCGUUGAUGGAGCAGCUGAAGAGGUUGUUGGGUUUUGGACCAGAUUGAGUAGGCUCUUGAGAUUCAAGGAUUGAAAAUUGAGAUCACAUGAUUAUUUAGAAGUGGAAAGAAUAAUCAAUUGACACAAUGAGCUAUGAACAUGCAAUCUUUCGAAAUAAUAAAGCAGCGAGUUUAAUUAAUGGGAGCUUUGUAACUUUGAGAAGUAUCUCUAAUCGCUGCGUUUGGAUACUGUAGCAGAAUUGAACAAAAGUUAGCAGUUCCAAGAGUUGGAAACCAAAUUUCAUUUACUCUACUAAAUUCAUAUUGAGAGACAGGCCUUCACUUGUAAUUCUGUUUCUCUAAAGUUGGACUUGAUUGGAAUGUAACUAAAAUGUGGGGAGCACUUCAUAAAUACUAGAAAUGUCACUCCAGUUUGAUCGUA
Magnolia sinica is the source of this 2338-nucleotide messenger RNA. Its product is annotated as aluminum-activated malate transporter 9-like. The transcript has 7 exons. Bases 267 to 1991 code for a protein of 574 amino acids. NCBI's taxonomy places the organism in Eukaryota, Viridiplantae, Streptophyta, Magnoliopsida, Magnoliales, Magnoliaceae. The record is from RefSeq and is a predicted model, not a curated record. Gene Ontology annotation, biological process: malate transport. Gene Ontology annotation, cellular component: plant-type vacuole membrane.